Calliphora vicina (urban bluebottle blowfly) is the source of this 3374-nucleotide messenger RNA. It is a transcript of the gene Pdfr, whose product is annotated as Pigment-dispersing factor receptor. Gene Ontology annotation, cellular component: plasma membrane. NCBI's taxonomy places the organism in Eukaryota, Metazoa, Arthropoda, Insecta, Diptera, Calliphoridae. Gene Ontology annotation, biological process: cell surface receptor signaling pathway; adenylate cyclase-modulating G protein-coupled receptor signaling pathway. The record is from RefSeq and is a predicted model, not a curated record. The coding region runs from base 614 to 3052 and encodes 812 amino acids. Gene Ontology annotation, molecular function: G protein-coupled peptide receptor activity. The transcript is spliced from 11 exons.
UGACGGUUACAUUUUAUCUUUGGUUUUCAAAUUAUUAAUAAAUUUAAAUGAAAAUCAGAUAAAUAAGAUUUAACGGUUUUUGGGUUUUCAUAAAAAAUUCAAUUAAAAAUGUGAAUGAUAAAAAAAUCUUUAAUAAUAAUAAAAAAAAUUAACUAUUUUUAAAUACAAGUAACAAAGUAAAUACAAAUUAUUGUGAAUUUUUUGAAGACAAAUUAUAAAGAAAUUAAUGCAGAAAUUAAUUGCAGUUUGAAGUUUAUGAAAUGAAAACAACAUAUUGUUGACUUGCCGCCAGCGAAAACAACACACACAAAAGAAAAAGAAACUCAAAAAUAUUAUGAAAGCAAGAAAAUGAAACUGUUAAGUAUGAAAUACAACAGAUAAUUUGUGAAUGCAACAAUAAGAUACGAUUUUAUUUAAGAAAGCAACUAGAUUUUGUUGGAUUUUUUUACUCUUGGCAAGAACAAGGGAUAUAAAUCUUUUAACAAAGUUGAGCGGAAUUUAAAACUAAAGCUCCUACCUUUCUGGACUUUCCUCCCAACUACCCACCAACAACAGCAACAAAAACGUAUAAAAGCCAACUCGCAUUUUAAUUUGUCCAAAUGUUACAAACAACAUGACAAUGGCAUUUUCAGCAGACACUCUCAAUGGAAUUAGUGACAAUUCAACAGCAUCAGCAGCAGUUGAAAUACAAAUGAACAACAAUGAUUUAAAUCUGGACAAAAUUUUACGUGAAACAGCAUCAGCAACAGUGAAAUUUCUUCUCAAAAGAAACGCCAAUACGGACAUCAAUAAAAAUAUCGAUAAUAGCCAUGAUGACGCUAUAGUCCAUGAUGAUGUUGACUAUGCAGUUAAUGGGAAUGAUGUUGUGUCUAAAACUGAAUACACAGCAAUGGCGGACAAUAAUUUAUCGGCCACAAUUACAUCGAUACGUUCCAAUGUUACCAAAGUCUUGUACAUGUAUUUUCAAAAUAAAACUACUGACACUGAUGAUAUGCCAACUAAUGAAGCAAAUACGUAUGAUACCGAUACAAAUUUGACACAAUUGCCAGCAAACGAAAGUCCUUUAGCUACGGCCAUGUCAACUUUGUCUAGAAUAGCAACUACAAUGACCUCUGAAAUUUUACAUAAUUCCACCUACAAUAACAAUAGUAAUCUAGCCCACAUAGCAGCUGCAGCAACAACAACAUCAACAACAGCAGCAACACCAAUAGACAACAAUAAUUUAGAUGAACAUAACAGCAACGUGAUAGUAACAACAAUGACCCACUUAAAUGAGUUUCUAAAUGCGACAACUACAACGCCCACUAACACCACAACAACAGCAGCAGCAGAAAUAGCAACAAUAACAACAAAUGCAACAAUAGCACCUAGUAUAACAUAUCCUAGUAUAGCAAUUAAUAGUUACGAAAAUUGUUCAGCUCUAUUUGCCAACUAUACACAACCGCAACCAGGUUUAUUUUGCAACUGGGUGUGGGAUAGAUAUCUGUGUUGGCCUCCUACUCCGGCUGGUGUAUUGGCGCGUAUGAAUUGUCCUUCAGGUUUCCAUGGUGUCGAUGCAAAAAAAUUUGCCCAUCGUCAAUGUGAACUAAAUGGCCAUUGGGGUAGUAAACCGAAUGAAACGCUUAAUCCCAUUGGCUGGACUGAUUAUAAUCCCUGUUGGAAACAGGAAGUUAAAACCUUAAUGGAUAAGGUUUCAAAUCUAGAGCUGGUUCUUGAAAUAGCAAGACGUACACGUACCUUGGAAAUCGUUGGCCUUAUAUUGUCUCUGGUGGCUUUAAUUAUCUCAUUAAUUAUAUUUUGUAAUUUUCGUUCGUUACGCAAUAAUCGCACUAAAAUACAUAAGAAUCUAUUUAUGGCCAUGGUGCUGCAAGUUGUGAUACGUUUGACAUUGUAUUUGGAUCAGGCAUAUCGACGUGAUAGCCAGGAGACCACCAGCAACAAUAGUUUGUCGGGCAUAGAGAAUACGCCGUAUUGGUGUGAGGCCUCUUAUGUUCUGCUGGAAUAUGCCAAAACUGCCAUGUUUAUGUGGAUGUUUAUUGAGGGCUGGUACCUGCACAAUAUGGUAACGGUUACUGUGUUUCAAGGCCGUUUUCCCUAUAAACUAUUCUUUAUGGUGGGCUGGGGUAUGCCAGUACUAAUGACAGCAAUUUGGGCCACCUGUACGGCCAUCUAUUAUGCGGCCAGUACACAUGACUGCUGGUGGAAUUACAAUUUGACGCCGUACUAUUGGAUUUUAGAAGGACCACGUAUAAUUGUGAUAACGAUAAACUUUGGUUUUCUGUUGAAUAUAAUCAGAGUGUUGGUGGUGAAGUUGCGUGAAAGUCAGGCGAGUGAUAUUGAGCAGACGCGUAAGGCGGUGAGAGCGGCCAUUGUUUUGUUGCCUUUGUUGGGCACCAUAAAUGUCUUGUAUUUAAUACCAGCUUUAGAGACACCCUGGAAAUUUGCCUUGUGGUCGUAUGUGACACAUUUCCUAACUACAUUUCAGGGGUUUUUUAUAGCUUUACUUUAUUGUUUCCUAAAUGGGGAGGUACGGGCCGUUUUACUUAAAAGUCUGGCAGUUUUUAUGUCAUUGCGUGGCCAUCCUGAAUGGGUUCCUAAAAGAGCUUCUAUGUAUUCGGCAGCUUAUAAUACCGCUCCUGAUACCGAAAAUCAUGCACCGGAUAAUAAAAGAAACGAAUCACCCUCUUCAAGGCGUCUCAAUGGCCGCAAGGCCAGCUGUUCAACUGUGAUUCAUCAAACGGCCAACAAGAGUAAUCCUAAGAUACAAAUCAGUCCCAGGCUCUCGCACAGUAAUGCCAGCAGUCUGUCAGCUGGAUUAAAUCAUCAUAAUCAUCGUUUGUCCAGCCUACAAAGUAACAAUAAUAAUGCUGUGGGUAGUCUAACAAAUCUGCACACAAUUGGCCGCCAGCCCACUCAACAGCAACAUCAUCGCUAUGCUCGUCGUCACAAUUGGAUGUUGUCUAUGUGUUUCCGGGGCCAAAAGGUACUAAGGGUACCGCCAGCAUCAUCUGAACCUCCCGAGUCAGUUGUAUUUGAGUUGUCAGAGCAGUAGUUAAUUAGAUUGCGCUUACUUUUAACAAAUGUGUGAUGACAAAUACUGAAAAGCCAACAAAUGUAUUUAUGACAACUAAAAUGGAAACAUUCACUUAAUUUUAUAUAAAAAAUAGAAAAAAAAUAAAAAAAAAAUUAAAGAAAAUUUUCUUAAACUGAAGGAAUUUUGAAAAUAUAGUUUUAUUUUCAUUAAAAAAAAGGAAUUAAAUUAUUGCAAAAAUAUAGGAUAAAAACAGGGAUUGUCUUUAUAAAUAAAAACGUUAACUAAAAAAAGGUAAAUUUUAACAUAUUUAUUAAAAACUAAAUAACAUAAACAGGAAGGA